CCGGGGGGCGUGGGGGCAGGGACUGGAUUCCCGGCGGAACCGGCUACAUCCGAGUCAGCCCCCGAGUGUGGCGGCCAGCGCUUUCUCGCCCCAGCCCGCCAAGGGUGGGGUUUGGCCCGCGAGGGGCGCUGGAAGUGGCCAGGCCGGAGGAAUUCCUUCCAUUUCCCCGCUGGCUUCCAGGAGUUAGGGAGCUCGGCUGCCAGGAUGCCGAGCCGGGAGGGACCAGAGUUGCCCGGUGCAACCCCUUCGUGGGACUGAGCUGAGAAGCCGAGCCUGGAGAGGGUCUCGUGGAGUCAGGAGCGGACCUGGGAUUAGAAGUGCUGCAGAGGUGGCAUCUCCAGUGGUUUCCAGUGGAAUAAUAAUUUGGGUUGGGGGCUAGUAUUAGGGGUGUGCUGGGAAAAGGAAGGCUGGGCAGAGGUAGGUGGAUUGAGAAUAGUUAUGCCCAAAGUGUGCUGAUGUAGUAGGAGGCUUCAGUGGUGACUUCAGGCUUGGUCCUAGACCCACACCAAGUGAAUUGGUUGAAGACUUGAAAGGGAAGCCAGCCGACUCUUUGUAGUGACCUAGAGGUGAGAGGAAUGACAAUGACAAAUGUAUAGUACGGUAAAGCCAAGGUUCCAAGCGAUGGCAGCCAGGCAGAAGGAUGGACCAAGUCUAGCAGGACGAAUGAGACUGAUUAUGGAUGUUGAGGCCUGUGCUGGAGUUAAGAAAACGAGCUGAGAGGUUCAACCCAGCAACUCAGGCCCUGGAGCUUCCCACUGGCUCUCUGGUGUUGGCUGUCAGAUUGCUCUGUGCCCACUAAGCAGGUCCAAGGAGGGAAGGGGGUUGCCUGACCCUGGGCUCCCUGGUUGGGCUCCCUGGGUUCUAAUCCUAGCUUUGUCACUUCCUAGCUGUGUGACCUUGGACAGGUUGCUUAACGUUUCUGUGCCUUAGUUUCCUCCUUGUUAAAACGUUCAUAAUAAGAAUAAUGCUUUUCUCACCGUGUUGUGAGGCUAGAAUGAGAACAUGAGUGUAAAGCGCUUGGUGUUCAACGAAUAUUAGCUGCUGUUGUUAUUGUUGGUAAUGGUAAUAUUGCCCAUUUUUGGGGGGGGACAUUGGCCAAUGCAGAGUUUAUGCCAUCAGGAAGCCACUAGGGCUGCAGAGGGUCUGUCAUUCAUGUCCUGUUGCAAGGAGUUCAGAUAAGAAAAGACUCAGUUGAUAGGAGGGAGGAGAAGGAGGUUUCAGGUGGGUUCAUGCGGGGCUGGGGGCUCCUGUGUCAGUCGUGACUCAACAUAGGAGGGAACCCUUGGAGUUUGGGUCUGCCCCCAAGUGGAGGGGACAGCUCCUUAGCUGCAGUGUUCUCCCUGCCUCCUUCCAGGUGACUGGCUGACCCUCCUCCUAAACCCUUCCUGAUGCAGGCACGUCUGAGUUCCCCUCUCCCGCAUUCCACAAAUACUUAACUGAGCACCUGUUAGUACUGAGCUCUGGUUUGGAGACUGAACUCUGCAGCAAUGGAGAGACACGUAAACAAACGCACAGCAUUAGUCCUAUGGCGAUGAUAAAAAUAGGUUCAUGUGGCGGGGUGGGAGUGGAGGUGAAAUGGGAAUGGAAACCUGAUUGAUGAGGAGGCGCUAGCCACACAGAUAUCGCAGGCAGUGACUUUCCUGGCAGAAGGAACAGCCAAUGCAGAGGCUCUGCGUGGGGAAAGAGAGCCCAUGGGGCUGGAGCACAGCAGGGAAGGGGAGCUGGAGAGCAGGGGCUGGGUGCUGAAGUCUGGCCUGAGGCGCCCACUUCCUUUGGGGGGGAAUCACUUUCUCCUCCUCCAAGCCCACUCAGCCCCUGGAUUGUCCUCUGCACAGGGCUGACUGUAACCAAUCUUGAUUCAUUCCUGCAUCGUAACCUCCUGGGGCCCGGGGAUCUUGAUUUGCUGCUUCUUGGAUCUCCCACUGUUUGAGGCUCACUGUCUGGCUCACAGUAGGCCCUCAGUAAAUGCUUGUGGAAUGACUGUUGAGGAUGGGAUUUUGAUGGAGGGCAGGAGAUGGGAUCAGAUGCCUGCUCUAAGAUGUUGUGAAUCACUUUCUGGGCACCAACUGGAUCCCCGACUCUGACCCCUGUUCUCAGAUAUAGGGUCUUCCUGGGCACUCAGGUUGGGCCUGACUGUGGUAAGAGGUGUUUGGCCCUCCCUACCCUUUGUCCUCAGCUGUGGGCUGGAAGGGAGAAAAGGGAAGGUUGGUGGGGUCGGGGAUGGGGGGAGGCUAGGGCAUGACCGCAGACCGUUUCUGGGGUACGGGAAGAUGACAGGGUCAUUCUGGGAAGCAGGUGUAGGCUGUGGGCUGGGCCAGGUUUGCAGCCUGGUUUUGCCUUCUGUGUGGGGUUGGACUCCCUCCAGAUGAUCCAGACCGCCUUCCCCUUCUUCAUGCCCUGCUCCCCAUUAUACCCACAGGGAUAUCGGGGUGCUAAUAGCUCUGUAAAAGGAGAAUCUGGGUACCAUGGGCUAGAGGAACUCCCCUAAGCCUGUGGACCCUGGGACAGAGGUUAGGAGGGUGAAGGAGUCCAUCACCUACCCUCUGGGACCCCUCCUCCUCACUCCCUCUACCUGCCACCGUGGAAGCAUCUACUUCUCUUUUCCCAGAUCUCAUCGGCCUGAAGGGCAUCCUGAUAACCAGGGAAGAUCACGCCUUGUCUGGUCCUGCCCUCACCUUGGGGCCCAGUCAAGAGAGGAGAGGGCUGAGUAAGGGCCUCCACUGUGGACAGAGGCCAGCCCCAGCCCCUCCCUGGUGUCGGCGCCUUCUGCCAGGCCCCGAAGGCCCGAGGGAUGGUCGAGUGUUGUUCGAGGACUGUUGGUCCAUCCAGAGUGGGCUUCCUGAGGCCACCGGGAAGAGUCCCCAACCAAUCCCGGGAUUCUCCCUUGGUGCAGUUGUCCAGGCCCUCAGAGAAUCAAAGCAGAUCGUGUGGAGGAAGCUGAGAUGCCCUGUAUCCAAGCCCAGUAUGGGACACCAGCAUCAAGCCCAGGACCCCGUGACCCCCUGACCCCUGAGCUCAGCAAGCCCACCAUGGACCUGGCCAGCCCUGAGGCGGCCCCCACUGUCCCCACUGCCUUGCCCAGCUUCAGCACCUUCAUGGACGGCUACACGGGGGAGUUUGACACCUUCCUGUACCAGCUGCCGGGAACAGCCCAGCCGUGCUCCUCGGCCUCCUCCUCGGCCUCCUCCACAUCUUCAUCGUCAGCCACCUCCCCUGCCUCCGCUUCGUUCAAGUUCGAGGACUUCCAGGUGUUCGGCUGCUACCCCGGCACCUUGAGCGGCCCUCUCGACGAGACCCUGUCCUCCAGCGGCUCCGACUACUAUGGCAGCCCCUGCUCAGCCCCAUCACCGUCCACGCCCAGCUUCCAGCCGCCACAGCUCUCUCCCUGGGACGGCUCCUUCGGCCCCUUCUCGCCCAGCCAGACUUAUGAAGGCAUGCGGGCAUGGACAGAGCAGCUGCCCAAGGCUUCUGGGCACCCCCAGCAGCUGACCUUCUUUUCCUUCAGCCCUCCCACCGGCCCCAGUCCCAGCCUGGCCCAAAGCCCCCUGAAGCUGUUCCCCUCGCAGGCUGCCCACCAGCUGGGGGAGGGAGAGAGCUAUUCCAUGCCAACAGCGUUCCCAGGCCUGGUGCCCGCUUCCUCACACCUUGAUGGCUUGGGGAUGGUGGACGCGCCCGUGACCUCAGCCAAGGCCCGGAGUGGGGCUCCGGGUGGAAGCGAGGGCCGCUGUGCUGUGUGUGGGGACAACGCCUCUUGCCAGCAUUAUGGUGUCCGCACCUGCGAGGGCUGCAAGGGCUUCUUCAAGCGCACAGUGCAGAAAAAUGCCAAGUACAUCUGCCUGGCUAACAAGGACUGCCCUGUGGACAAGAGACGGCGAAACCGCUGUCAGUUCUGCCGCUUCCAGAAGUGCCUGGCUGUGGGCAUGGUGAAGGAAGUUGUCCGCACAGACAGCCUGAAGGGGCGGCGGGGGCGGCUCCCUUCAAAGCCCAAGCAGCCCCCGGAUGCCUCCCCUGCGAAUCUCCUCACCUCCCUGGUCCGGGCACACCUGGACUCGGGGCCCAGCACUUCCAAACUGGACUACUCCAAGUUCCAGGAGCUGGUGCUGCCCCACUUGGGGAAGGAGGAUGCCGGGGACGUGCAGCAGUUCUACGACCUGCUUUCGGGUUCCCUGGAGGUUAUCCGCAAGUGGGCUGAGAAGAUCCCCGGCUUUGCCGAGCUGUCCCCCGGGGACCAGGACCUGCUGCUGGAGUCGGCCUUCCUGGAGCUCUUCAUCCUCCGCCUGGCCUACCGGUCUAAGCCGGCUGAGGGGAAGCUCAUCUUCUGCUCGGGCCUGGUGCUGCACCGGCUGCAGUGUGCCCGUGGCUUCGGGGACUGGAUCGACAGCAUCCUGGCCUUCUCUCGCUCCCUGCACAGCUUGGUCGUCGACGUCCCUGCUUUUGCCUGCCUCUCUGCGCUCGUCCUUAUCACAGACCGGCACGGGCUGCAGGAGCCUUGCAGGGUAGAGGAGCUGCAGAACCGCAUCGCCAGCUGCCUGAAGGAGCACGUCUCGGCCGAGGCAGGCGAGCCUCAGCCCGCCAGCUGCCUGUCACGCCUGCUGGGCAAGCUGCCCGAGCUGCGGACCCUGUGCACCCAGGGCCUGCAGCGCAUCUUCUACCUCAAGCUGGAGGACUUGGUGCCCCCUCCGCCCAUCGUCGAGAAGAUCUUUAUGGACACGCUGCCCUUUUGACCCCAGCCCGGGAACACGCGUGCACUCUGUGUGCACGCUCAUACGCCACCCCACGUGCCUUUAGCCCACGGCCCACGGACCCCUGGAGCACCACCCCUCAGCCUGGGCCUGAGCUGCAGACUGGCCGCCCCUCCCCGCCACCUGCUCUGGGAGGUCGGCAGGGAGUUCAUGCCCUGGGGGAGGGGGAUGCGUUCACAGGGGUGACCCUUACUAUUUGUCUUACCCCCCAGCCCAGCCCUGGUCUUUAUGUUUUUGUAAGAUAAAACCGUUUUUAACACACAUACCGCCAUGCUGUAAAUAAGCCGAAUGCUGCUGUAAAUACAGGAAGGAAGAGGUUGAGGUGGGAGUGGGGUUUGGGAGGGAGGGACGGGCCCCCACCAGCCUCCUCCUACUUGCUCUCUCUUCCCGCCCUCCUUCCAUGUGUACAUAGGCUCACUCUAGGAGGAAGACCAGUGACAGAUUCUGACAUUUAUAUUUGUGUAUUUUCCUGGAUUUAUAGUAUGUGUCUUUUCUGAUUAAUAUAUUUAAUAUAUUGAAUAAAAAAUAGACGUGUAGCUGAAGCU
Messenger RNA from Delphinapterus leucas (beluga whale), 5287 nucleotides. NCBI's taxonomy places the organism in Eukaryota, Metazoa, Chordata, Mammalia, Artiodactyla, Monodontidae. The record is from RefSeq and is a predicted model, not a curated record.